Molecule: messenger RNA, 2456 nt
Organism: Phyllostomus hastatus (greater spear-nosed bat)
Lineage: Eukaryota; Metazoa; Chordata; Mammalia; Chiroptera; Phyllostomidae
Product: leukocyte-associated immunoglobulin-like receptor 1
Exons: 12
Coding region: 390-1430 (346 amino acids)
Source: RefSeq, a predicted model, not a curated record
CAUGGGUCCUUUAUACUUGUUCCUUGAUAGCCCUUCCUCUUCUUUCCCCACUUAUCACCCUCCCCUCUCCCAUCUGGUUACUGUCAGUUUGUUCUUUGUUUCAUCUUCACCCCCCACUUUCGUCACCUUGUGUCCCAGUUAGUUCAGAGAAGGAGGGGAGGGGAGGGCAAUAGUGGAAAACCCUCUCCUGGACACGCGGCCUUCCACAGCCCAGGGCUGCAGGUGGGAGCCAGUGGGCAGCUGGGUUCCUCCCUAGCCUGAGUCCAGGCCAGACUGCCAAGGCUGACAACCCAGAUGACGCUACCUUCCUGGGAGCCUGGGUUUCGGAUGAAUGUGGAUCGAGGUCAUGAGGUCUACCUUCCAGGUUCCAUUGAGGUCUGAGGAUCUGCAUGCAAGUGGUGAGAAAUGUGGAGAGGACUGGAAAGACCUCUUCCCCUUUGUACAAAGACAUUGAUGCAACAACCCCGGGACGGGCCCCCGACCAACACUUCCUGUCCACGGUGCCAGCUGCUGUCUCUGUCCUCCACCCUCUGGCUCCAGUGCUCUGCCUGGCCCAGACCAUCCACAUGCAGAACAGGGUCCUGCCCAAACCCUCCAUCAGUGCCGAGCCAAGACCUGCGAUCCAUUGGGGACAGCCUGUGACCAUCGUGUGCCAGGGCCCAGCUGGGGCUGACCUAUUCCGUCUGGAGAACAAGGAGAAUAUAUCUGUUUAUUGGGAUCAGAAAAUCACUUCUCAACAUGGCUCACAGGGGGCAGAGGCCAGAUUCUGCAUCAGCGCAGUGAGUGAUGACACUGCCAGGAGUUAUUGGUGCCGCUAUCGCCAAGAGACUGGCUGGUCUGAGCUCAGUGAGCCCCUGGAGCUGAAGGUUGCAGAUGAGGAAAACAACAUUCCACUGUCAGGAGCCCCCAGAGUUGUCAGCUCCACCCCCUUCUCAUGCACAAAGCCCCCCACCACAGCUGAAAGUUCCACGAGCAGAGCAGCAUUGGAGGGAACAGGACACACGCAGACAAAUUCCCCGGACACUAAGACCAGCAUUCUGUCACCAGAGCUGCUUUAUAUUCUUGUCGGCAUCUGUGUGGCUUCUCUGCUUUGUCUCCUCCUCCUGGCCUUCCUCUUAGUCCACCGUCAGCGUCAGAAAAAACCUGGGACCCCCAGCAGCAAGGAUGAGGAGCCAAGACCCCAGGAGAGGCUCAGCCCGACAGAUGACAUCACAGAGAGCCCAGCAGAUGUGGCCACCACAGUGGAUGUACUUCCUGAGGAAAAUGGAGACAUGCACAGCCCAAGCCCUGCUGCAGGAGACCCCCAGGAGGUAACAUAUGCCCAGCUGGACCAGUGGGCCCUCACACGGAGAGCAGCUCACACCGAGUCCCCACAACCCACAGAGCCCACAGCUGAGUCCAGCGUGUAUGCAACCCUCCCAGGACACUGACUUCAGGACCACCUGGCCUCUGCACCUCAAGACACCGGAUGCCAAUCUUGCAGAGGCCGGUAGCAGCCAUUUGGAGGACUUUCCUAUUAAACUAUCUCCCUCCUGAAAGUCAUCAACACAUUUCUGCUGGAGGCAAGACCUGGACUUUGGGGACCCCUACUGAAGAAGCAGGAGGUUCACCAACCAGGUUGCUCCUCCUACAACCAACCAGCUUGGUGGAGCACAGUUGGAACUCUUGUUUCCAGAGACCCAGCUACUGGUACCUGGCUGUUUCCAGAGACCCAGCUAAUGUUGUCAGGCAAUUUCCAUAGAACCAACCAAUGUCCAGCAGUUUCCAGAGAUUCAACUAAUUUUGUCUAGCAGUUUUGAGAGACCCAGCUAAUGCUGUGCAGCAGUUUCCAGAGACCCUGCUAGUGCUGCCUAUCUGGUUUCAGCAGACCCAGCUAUGGGUCAAACCGGCUGCCCCAUCAGGUUAAAAGGAGUCUUUACCCUGAGAACCUCUAGGGGGCGCGAGGGUCUCCUUCAGAUAAUUCAGCGGUUUUUAUUUAUUUAUUUUUUUGCUUUCUUUUUUUAAUAGGAAAAAAGAAGAAACUUGCAUGCCUGUUACAGACCUGGUAUUAAAAAUGUUAUUCCAUAGUAAAAUAAUAUUUUAAAAGUUCAACCAAAACUCAGCCAGCCCUUUUAAAUGUGCAAUUGCUACUUUAGUUCUAUGAAACAUCAGCAUAUUCAAACCCUCCGUAAUACCUGCAGUCUUUCCUCUGACUUGUUUUUUAAAAACUAGGCACUGAAAUACUCACUAAGUUGACCAAGGUCAGCUACCUCUGACUUCAGGAGAGGAAAACAUCUCAUUAGCCGGGAGGUUUCUGUCCUGGUUCAGAGAGGGUGAGUGUCCAUCCUUCCCCCUCAAUUUUAAAUUGUGCUGAUCUUUCAUGUGCCAUUUCUACUCAGGGUGACUUUCCCCCAGGAAUUUGUUUUCCAAUUCUGCAUUUUUAUCUUUAUUUCUUUGGCAUUACAUCAUGGAUUGAA